This is a messenger RNA of Tinamus guttatus (white-throated tinamou), 1174 nucleotides long. NCBI's taxonomy places the organism in Eukaryota, Metazoa, Chordata, Aves, Tinamiformes, Tinamidae. The record is from RefSeq and is a predicted model, not a curated record.
CCUUUAACAUUGCUGAAGAAAACUACUAGCACAGAGCUGUUUCAAGCUGUUCAAUCUUUCAUUGCAGGUAAUAGUUUGACAAAAUACACCGAGAAGUUGGAGGAGAUCAAAAGAAAUUACAGAUACAAGAAGGAUGAGCUCUUCAAAAGACUGAAGGUGACGACUUUUGCCCAGCUGGCCAUCCAGGUUGCUUCUCUAUCUGAUGAAACAUUAGAAGUGACAAACGAGGAGAUCCAGAAGCUGGAAGAUGGUGAUUCUGCCACCUCGGAUGCAGAUGCUGAACUCACAGCAGGGACCAACGGGAAAGGAAGCCCCCGGGAGGCACUGCUGAAUCCUCUUCUGCUCAUAAACGACUCGGGAGCCGGCGAGUCCUAUCGAUCCACACUGCAGAGUGUUAUCAGUGGCGUUGGGGAGCUGGAUAUAGAGAAGGACACACUGAAGAAAGCGGAUCCCCAGGCUAAGGACGCGCCGUAUCCCGACUGCCCCUUCCUGCUCCUGGACGUGCGGGACCGCGACGCCUACGAGCAGUGUCACAUUGUGGGAGCUCAUUCGUACCCUAUCGCAACGCUCUCCAGAACCAUGAAUCCAUACACCAAUAGCAUCCUGGAAUAUAAAAAUGCCCAUGGAAAAAUUAUUAUUUUGUACGACGAUGACGAGAGGCUGGCCAGCCAGGCGGCCACAACCAUGUGCGAGAGGGGCUUUGAGAACUUGUUCAUGUUAUCCGGAGGCCUCAAAGUCCUUGCACAGAAGAUCCCCGAAGGGCUGGUCACAGGCUCGCUCCCGAUAUCCUGCCAGUCGGCAACUUCCUCUGGAUCUGCCCGAAAAAAGGCCGCCCCCAAAGCGCCGCCCGCGCGUGCUGAGAAUAAAUGGAGAUUUACUGCAGAUGAUCUACAGAAGAUGAAGUAUUACCUAGAAGAAGAGCAGAUUCCUUCAGAUACUGCCAGCCGUCUAAGCCGUGGCUCUUCGGGGCGCGAUUCCAAGGCGACAACGGCGAGGAGCAACCACAGCCUCCCCGGCACGACGGGCUCAGCCGCAUCCCUCGCCGCCCGCUCGCUCAGCAGCAGCAGCCUCCAAAACCGGCCGUGGAAAUAGGCAGCGGGGUCUCUUUCAGCCGAAUAAACGAGUGUCCAGGUUCUGGGAAGCGUGAGCAGUGCGGCCCUUUUGUCGUUUUAGG